Messenger RNA from Lytechinus pictus (painted urchin), 567 nucleotides. RefSeq names its product arginine-hydroxylase NDUFAF5, mitochondrial-like. Bases 1 to 567 code for a protein of 188 amino acids. NCBI's taxonomy places the organism in Eukaryota, Metazoa, Echinodermata, Echinoidea, Temnopleuroida, Toxopneustidae. The transcript is spliced from 6 exons. Gene Ontology annotation, biological process: mitochondrial respiratory chain complex I assembly. Gene Ontology annotation, cellular component: mitochondrion. The record is from RefSeq and is a predicted model, not a curated record.
AUGUCAUCCGUCCGCCGUCCGUCCGUCACAAACCUUAUGACACAUAACUCCACAACCAUCCACACAGCAUUGAAGAAAGAUGGAGCAUUCAUUGGAGCUAUAUUUGGAGGGGAUACUCUCUUUGAGCUGAGGUGUUCAUUGCAGCUGGCUGAACUAGAGAGAGAAGGGGGGUUUGCACCUCAUAUAUCACCUUUUGCUGAUAUGCAAGACAUCGGAAAUCUUCUUUCAAGAUCAGGAUAUAAUAUGCUAACCGUUGACAAAGAAGAGUUGCAGGUGAAUUACCCAUCCAUGUAUGAACUUAUGCAUGAUCUUAAAGGCAUGGCGGAGAACAAUGCAUCAUGGUCAAGGAAAAACUACCUUCAAAGGGAUACUAUGGCUGCUGCAGCUGCAAUAUACAAAGACAUGUAUGGGAAUGAAGAUGGUACAAUCCCAGCCACUUUUCAAAUUCUCUUUAUGAUUGGUUGGAAGCCUGACCAAUCACAGGCAAAACCAGCUGCUCGAGGUUCAGCAACAGCUUCACUUAAAGAUCUGGACAAACUCAAGAUGGAUGUACCCCCUAAGGAAUAA